This is a messenger RNA of Ilex paraguariensis (yerba mate), 2531 nucleotides long. The record is from the annotation of a GenBank genome assembly. Lineage: Eukaryota; Viridiplantae; Streptophyta; Magnoliopsida; Aquifoliales; Aquifoliaceae.
UUAUCAAGAACAAGCUUGCUCAGCUUGGACUACCCUAGAAGUACCGAGGAGGUGGCUGUUGCGGGGAGGAUUAAGGAUGCAAUGAGGCAGCAGUGUGUUCCUCAGAUCGUUAGAGCGUGAUGGAUUGCUGGAUCAACUUCGGGCUGCUGCUGCUGGUUGUGUUCUUGGGGUAGUUUCUAAGCGGAUGGAUCCGCAAGCAAAGAUUACUCUUUUACGGAACCUUCAGCUAAGUAGGGUAUUUGGUUUGGUAACCGAGAAUAAUGACUCUGAAUUGGUUUCAAGAGUAGCUUCCUUGCUAACUGGGUAUGCUACCGAGGUUCUAGAAUGCUCUAAGCAUUCAAACUCUGAGGAUGCCAAGGGUGUUUCAAUGGAGCUCUUGCAUGAGGUUUUACCUUCGGUUUUUUAUGCAAUGCGGAGUUGUGAGGUUGACGCGACAUUCAGUGCUGUGCAGUUUCUUUCAGGGUACUUUGCCACAAUGAAGAGCCUUUCAACUAUGACGGAGACACAACAGCUACAUGUGGGUCAGAUAUUGGAAGUGAUUCGUGUGCUGAUUCAGUUUGACCCUGUUUAUCGUUAUAAUCUACAUGCAUUGGAUAAAAUUGGGAGAGAAGAGGAAGAUAGGAUGGCAGAGUUUCGGAAGGAUUUAUUUGUAUUGCUUUGUAGUGUAGGCCGUGUAGCACCUGAUGUUACUCAGAUUUUCAUUAGAAACUCUUUAGCCAUUGCUGCUGCAUCUUCUUCUGAUAGGAAUGUUGAAGAGGUAGAAGUUGCACUUUCCCUCUUCUUUGCACUUGGUGAGUCACUAAGUGAUGAGGCAAUGAGAACAGGUAGUGGUAUGUUGAAAGAGUUGGUGCCGAUGCUCUUAUCAACAAGGUUUCCUUGCCAUACUAGUAGGCUUGUCGCAUUUGUGUUUUUGGAUACAAUAACAAGAUAUAUAAAGUUUGUUCAGGAGAAUACUCAAUAUAUUCCCCUGGUUUUAGCAGCCUUUCUUGAUGAUAGAGGUAUACACCACCCAAAUGUGAAUGUUAGCCGAAGGGCUAGUUAUCUUUUUAUGAGGGUUGUGAAACUGCUCAAAGCCAAGCUCGUUCCUUUCAUUGAUACAAUUUUGCAGAGUCUGCAAGAUACUGUUGCUCGAUUUACUACUAUGAAUUGUAAUUCCCAAGAAUUUUUGGGACUUGAAGAUGGCAGUCACAUUUUUGAGGCAAUUGCCCUAUUAAUUGGAAUGGAAGAUGUACCAUUGGAAAAACAAUCUGAUUAUCUUUCAGCGUUGCUUACUCCUCUUUGUCAGCAGGUUGAGGUAUUACUCUUGGAUUCCAAAUUUCAGAAUCCAGAAGAAUCUCCUGCAAAGAUUGCAAAUAUUCAGCAGAUAAUUAUGGCCAUUAACGCCCUCAGCAAGGGCUUCAGUGUGCGUCUUGUAACCGCUAGUCGCCCUGCAAUUGGGCUCAUGUUCAAGCAGACGUUGGAUGUUCUCAUACAAAUUCUUGUUGUAUAUCCCAAGACAGAGCCCUUGCGGUGUAAGGUCACAUCAUUUAUUCAUCGGAUGGUGGACAUAUUAGGAGCAUCUGUUUUUCCAUAUCUCCCAAAGGCAUUGGAGCAGUUUCUUGCAGAAACUGAGCCUAUGGAACUGGUGGAUAUUCUGUUGUUGAUCAAUCAGCUCAUCUGCAAAUUUGACACGGCAGUCAGGGAGAUAUUGGAGGACGUAUAUCCUGCUAUUGCAAGUAGGAUAUUUAAUAUUCUCCCAAGGGAUGGGUUUCCUUCAGGACCUGGGAGCAAUACAGAGGAAAUUCGUGAACUACAAGAGCUUCAGCGGACAUUGUAUACAUUUCUUCAUGUGAUAACUACACAUGAUCUGUCUUCCAUUUUUCUUUCCCCCAAAAGUAGGGGCUAUUUGGAUCCAAUGAUGCAGUUGCUAUUGUACACGUCUUGUAACUCUAAGGAUAUUCUUAUAAGAAAGUCAUGUGUGCAAAUCUUUAUCAGACUCAUUAAAGAUUGGUGCAUCAGGCCUUGUAGUGAAGAAAAGGUACCUGGGUUCCAAAGUUUUGUAAUUGAGUCCUUUGCGGUGAACUGUUGUUUGUACAGUGUGCUUGAUAAAUCCUUUGAGUUUCAUGAUACAAAUACUCUUGUUUUGUUUGGAGAGAUAGUAUUGGCUCAGAAGGUCAUGUACGAGAAGUUUGGCAAUGAUUUUCUUGUUCAUUUUGUAUUGAAAGGUUUCCCCGCGGCACACUGUCCUCAAGAGUUGGUGGCCCGAUAUUGUCAAAAGUUGCAGGAUAAUGAUAUCAAGGCGCUCAAAACAUUCUACCAGUCAUUAAUUGAAAAUUUGAGACUCCAACAAAAUGGAAGCUUUGUUUUCAGAUAGCAUUGUCACCACUUGUGAACUGGAUCACUUAUUGCUGAAUGCUUCAUGUUUUCCUGCUAUAACUAGCUCUUCCAAUCCAUUUUUUUUCCCCCAAAGGGUUCUCCUUUUGUGGUACAUAUCAUUUUUCUGGCUAUUCAAUGGGUAGUGAGGUGUAAAUUUGCGAUAGCAGUUUUUUGGC